Marchantia polymorpha subsp. ruderalis is the source of this 1903-nucleotide messenger RNA. The record is from the annotation of a GenBank genome assembly. NCBI's taxonomy places the organism in Eukaryota, Viridiplantae, Streptophyta, Marchantiopsida, Marchantiales, Marchantiaceae.
AUGCAGCUCCAGUUGGCAGCAAGGCUGAACAACCAUUUUCCUUCUGUCCACUACUCUCAAGAAGGAUUUGAACAGUCUCCCUCAGCUGCGCAGCCAAAGAAUUACGACUGUGAAGUCAGUGAUACAUCGGCCUUGUACUUACGAGGAGAUAAUUGUAGCAACAACGACUCUAACCACUUUUCAGAGCUGGAUCAACUUGCUCAGAGGAUGAACACAGGAGAAGGUGGUCUUCAGUAUGUGCGGAAUAGUAUAGGGGAGAAAUCCUCGCUCGGAUUGUCUCAUGGUCAUUCGAGUCAAGACCAUGGUGCUCAGUGCGUCAAUCUGGACUCUGAGUUUUCCCAGAGAAACAAGGUUUACUCAUCAAACCACACGUUGGCCAGUCAUCAACAAAUCAUUCAAGAACCAGUGAUCAUCUACGAGUUUCCACAAGAACAGGAGAGGCCCGGACAUCUAUACAUGAUGAACACAUACGGUUCAACUUGUGCAACUAAUAUUCCGUCGCAGGCGUCUAAAAUGCACAAUCAAGAUUAUCACAAUAUUGCAGUCCAGCAUGAUUUUGAGCAGGAUCUCGCGCUCAACAGAUUGACAGACUUGAUCCAGCUCCAAGGGACUACAUUCAUGAAGGAAUAUCAACCACAACAUGUACAAGCUCAUCAAAGGCACUUGUCAUUGUUCAACAAUAACCCAAGCGAGAUUCGAGGACGAUCAUGUCAAGGAGAUCUUCAAGAGAUAAACAGACAGAGUACUGGCGGUGAGAUUGCCGCAUGGGAGGGGAUCAAUAAGACCAAUGAAGAUAUGUUUCAUCAACAGGAGCAGUACGAUCAACAACAAGCUUUCCUUAACUUUCUGAGAUUUUCCAAUGCCCCUCAUGGAGGAAGCAAGUUUUCCCGACGUGACAGUGUGGAUGGAAAGUCAUUAUACAGGAGAAGCAAGAGUCCUGAAGAUGAACAUGAGCUGCUAGAACUAUUUGACGGGCGUUCCAGUGGAUCUGUGACCGUCGCUGCAACUGCGGUUCUCCACAGCGAGGCCAGCGCUGUUAAUCCAAGAACGAGCUACGAUGAUUGCGUUCAAAUAAGAUCGCUACCAGCAGUCGAGCCAAGAAUGAAACAAGUCUUCAGAACAGAGAAACAGAGGAGAGACUUCAUCAAAGAGAGGUAUAAGACAUUGCAGUCUUUGGUUCCCAGAUACUCCAAGACUGAUCGUGCUUCUAUUGUGGGAGAUACCAUUAACUAUAUUCAUGUACUACGAAAGCAAAUCAGAGAGCUGACCCUGAAGAAAGAGAAGAGGCGAGAAAGAAAGAUAAUUGAGAGGAGCCAAACAACUGGGGAAGGUUGUGCAGAGUCUCACGACGAGAGACCAAGAAACUAUGAAAGAGCCCUUUCAGAAUUCCGGAUCUCCGAUGAAAAUGAACUACGAUUGGCAUCUAAGCGUGGAGCAGCUAUAAAGUUUCAGCUCACUGCUGAUGAGCUGCAUGUUAAUAUAGUGCAAAAACGUGAGCCGUAUUUCCUCAAUCGCUUUCUGGCUUCUCUUACUCGAUUUGAUCUGGUCAACUCUUCGGGUGGCAUAAUUGACAAUCAUCACAUCCAGAGUUUCAUUCUCAAGAUCAAGGGCAACUUACGACAAGUCUCCGUUAAGCUGAUAAACAACAUUAUGGAUACUUUAGAUCAGAUCUGAAUUCUAGAAUUUAUACUUUGAAUGCCCAUUUUCGCUAUUUAUACAUUAUUUAAUUAUAGGUUUGGAAUCUACGAACAUGACAAAUUCAUAUUUACUCUAAGCUCGUCUCAAGUUUUCCCGUAGAUUCUACUUGUUUGUAAUAUUAGUUAUUGAAAUUUAGCGAGAGAAGAGCUCUGUAUCCAAAACUCAUGCUCGCUUUUCAAUAUUAUUCAACGUCCUCUACGAUUCA